Molecule: messenger RNA, 6322 nt
Organism: Seriola aureovittata
Lineage: Eukaryota; Metazoa; Chordata; Actinopteri; Carangiformes; Carangidae
Gene: col8a2
Product: collagen, type VIII, alpha 2
Exons: 3
Coding region: 795-2861 (688 amino acids)
Molecular function (GO): protein binding
Source: RefSeq, a predicted model, not a curated record
CAAUGAACAAUCCUGUCUGUCUUUCCCAAAAUAAGCCAGUGGGAGAGGGAUCGGCGAGUAAGCCAGGGAGAUUGGAGCAGCGAGGUGCACAGCCCCUGGUUAUAAGUCCUGGGAGUGGGAGUGCAGCUUGCUUGGACCCACAUAUACACUGCCUUGCUGCCUGCCUGCCUGCCUGACUGACUUGACUGACUGACUGAGUCUCACUCCACUGUUACUCACUCUCUCUCCCUCUCUGUCCUGCUUCCUCGCUCUUUCCCUCCUACUUUCCACCCUGAAGAGCGAGAGCACACAGUUUGGGAAGGUGCUCUUCAGACCUGCGUCUGGACAGCGUGAAGACGGCACAGAGAGGAUUUUUCCCUCUUCUCUCAUCUUCUCCCUCUCUUUCACCGUCUCUGCCAGACAGCCCAUGGAUGAACUUUUUUGCUUUUUGCUGGCGGCAGAAUAAUAAAAGUUAAACAGACAAUUUGCUCCACCUGCAGUUGAAAAUAUCCAAUUUUUAACUUUUGUUUUUGGGUUUUUUUUUUAUUCCUCUGCACUUGUGAGCAGCACUGGACCAGUUCAGGGUGCCAGGUCUUUGCCCAGGAGGACACCACUCCUCUUUUUUGGCUGCAUGUUCAUUGAAUAUCUGAUGCCAUUGCAUCCCAUGGGAGACACGCGUGGCUGAAGCAAGGAGGGAGGUAGAAGAGAGACCCACCUGACGCUCACACCUACCGCUUCCCUUACCCGGUGCAUCCACCUGCCCUUUAACGCUCUGAGGAGAGAAAGUUCUUUGUGUGUGACACGUGAAGCCUGGGAUGCUGGUGACCAUGCUGUUGGCUCCUGUCUGUGUGCUACUGAUGCUGGGGGGGCGUGCUCUUGCCGGAGGCUAUCCCCCCAUACCCCACGUGAAGUACAUGCAACCCAUGAUGAAAGGGCCUAUCGGACCUCCAUUUCGAGAGGGCAAGGGGCAUUAUGUUGAUAUGCCACCCAUGAUGGAAGUGAAGGGGGAACCAGGCCCCCAAGGAAAACCUGGACCAAGGGGCCCACCUGGGCCACCAGGACUUCCAGGAAAACCUGGACUAGGAAAGCCAGGUCUCAAUGGCCAGGUAGGCCCUCAGGGGCCUCCUGGCUUUCCAGGAAUUGGUAAACCUGGACUACCAGGUCUUCCAGGAAAGAUUGGGCCAAAGGGGAUGUCAGGGUUUAAUGGUGAGGUUGGCCCUCGUGGUGAACCAGGUCCUAGAGGUCCUCCAGGGCAGCCUGGCCUCCCUGGCCCAGCUGGCCUGUCUCUGAAUGGGAAACCUGGACUUCCAGGCAUCAGAGGCCCCCCUGGGUCUCGUGGAGAGCCAGGAAUAAAGGGUAUUUCUGGUCCACCAGGUGACCGUGGGCUUAAGGGCGAGAAUGGAAAUGGGAAGACUGGGCCUCCAGGUAUAAGGGGUCCUCCUGGGCUGAAAGGCAGUACAGGACCACCUGGUAUUCCAGGAAUAGGCAAGCCAGGACCAAAAGGUUUGCCUGGACUGCCUGGUCUUAAAGGUGAUUACGGACUACCAGGGGAUCGUGGAGAACCAGGAGAGGGUGGGGCCCCAGGUCUACAAGGUCUCCCAGGGCCAGUUGGGUUAGGGAAGCCUGGGCUAGAUGGAUUGCCAGGAGCACCAGGUCCACUAGGACCAAAAGGUGAGGCAGGAGGUAGGGGUCCUCCUGGAUUUCCUGGGACUCCUGGCUAUGGAAAACCUGGUCUGAGUGGGCCAAAAGGAGAAAAGGGCCAUGGUGGGUUGCCUGGACUUCCAGGGGACAAAGGAGAUCAAGGAAUGGUAGGCCCAAUUGGGGAGCCAGGGCUUGAUGGGCAACCUGGGCCGGCAGGACUUCAAGGCCCAAUGGGACUUCCAGGAAAACAUGGAAUGCCAGGACAGAAGGGAGAGCUGGGGCCCCAGGGCCCUCCGGGACUGCCUGGCCUCAGAGGUGACCAAGGCCCCAGCGGACAUGCUGGAAAACCUGGCAUCCCUGGGGAAAAAGGCAUCCCUGGACUUAAUGGUCCGUUUGGAAAACCUGGACCCAAAGGUGAAGCAGGUCAUAUUGGCCUACCUGGAAAUCCAGGGCUGACGGGUGCUCCAGGGUCUAAAGGUGAGACAGGGUUCAUAGGGACUCCGGGCCCCAGGGGCCAGUCAGGCAUUCCUGGUCUUCAGGGGCCCAUGGGUCCCAUGGGGCCACAGGGUGCUCCUGGCCCAAAGGGUGAACCUGGACUUCCAGGGUCUCCAGGACUGGGUAAGUUUGGAGAGAAGGGGUCUAUAGGUCCCCAGGGUCCUCCAGGAAAACCAGGCCCUGUUGGGCUUAAUGGUAACCCUGGCCCCCCUGGGCUACCAGGGCCCCCUGGUCCUCCAGGAAACGGCCAAACAGUUGUUGCAGGGCCAACAGAUACACAGUUGGAAGGGGAUGAAGUACCAGGGGACAGGAAGGGGUCUGUGUACAGUCAAGUUCCUCUCUCUGCCUCUGUAGCACCAGCCUUCACUGCCAUCCUCACCACACCUUUCCCUCCCUCUGGUAUGCCAAUCAAAUUUGACAGGACCCUGUACAACGGGCAAAAUGCCUACAGCUCUGCUACUGGCAUGUUCACUGCUCCUUUAUCUGGUGUCUACUACUUUGCGUACCACAUGCAUGUAAAGGGAACUAGCCUGUGGGUGGCACUGUACAAGAACAAUGUACCAGCCACCUACACAUAUGAUGAAUACAAGAAAGGCUACAUGGACCAGGCGUCUGGUAGUGCUGUCCUAGAGCUGAAGGAGGGUGACCAGGUAUGGGUCCAGAUGCCCUCGGAUCAGGCAAACGGCCUCUAUUCUACCGAGUACAUCCACUCCUCCUUCUCAGGAUUCCUGCUCUGUCCCACAUAACCCUGUCCUUUCCUUCAAACAUGUUCCUGUAUUGGCACCUCAGAGCAGCCCUAAACCUAAAAUACCUGCAGCCAUGAUAGAAACACCACAAAACCCAUAAAAUUCUCAUUAUUACUGCCAACAUCUUUAAAUGUCUCACCCUCAAUAUCAUGAGUGAAAGAGAAAACAAACUUUGUGAAUGAAAUAUGGAAAGUUUUAAAAAAGCAGGGGGUGGAAUUUCAUACUGUGUUCUUUGUUUCAGUGUCCUUCAACUGUGUGUUUUUGGGUUGUAUUUUAUGUUGGUGUUUUUUUUAGCUUAUAUUAUUUUAAUUAUUAUAUUGUCAUAAUUUUAUUGUUAUUAUUUGGUCCUUGUCAUCAUUGUUGUUGUUAUUGGAUUCAGACUAUUAAGUGCCUUACUUUGUAAUGUGCUAGUAACAGACCUUCCCAUGUGACUGCACAUCCUGCCCACAUGCUCUGACAUCAUAAGGACAACAUCACCAGACCCUGGGGGGUGAGUGGUUCCUCUGGCUGCAGUCACGUCCCCCUUGUGUUCUUAUUUAAACCGUGAAUACUGACAUAAAGAGCAACAAUACAACAUAGAAAAUAUAGACAAACAAUAGCAAAAAAAUGCAUUUGGUGCUGUAAUACCAUUACUUUUAACUUUUCUUUUGUUUGACCUUUUUGGUACUUUAAAAUUAUUAAUGGGAUUAAAUCUUUGUUUUUAGCGUGAGAUAUAUAUUUUGACAUUUAGCAUCUGUUGGAUGCUUAUUUCUCUACAUCUUUCUGAAUUUAGUAGCUGACCAUUUAAAAUGAUGGGUCUUUGUCUUUUUUUUUUUAUAAUUUACCGAACUGUCCAGAAAUGCAACCCAAAAAAAUACAAUCCAAGAAAAUGGCCUCACAGUAUUAGAAUUAUUAAAUUUAAAAUGUCCAUUUAAAGAGGAUCAGCUACAUCAUGCAAGGACAAUGCCUUUUUUUUAACUUUCAAGACAAUAUUAGCUGAGGAUGAUAUGUAUGUAUACAGUCAAUGUUUACAUGUCAUAGAAUAGAUACUGAGAGCAACUGCAGAUGGAUUGUAAGGACACAACUACAGUAUGAUCGAUAGCCUGUUUCCUUGUAUCGAUCUAGUUUUUCCCAUUUGCACUGCAAACCCCAUCACUAUGUUGUAGGCAUCCUCUUCACAUACUCUCACCAUGACAUCACUGCUUUCUAUUGGUAUACUACCUAUUAAUAAAUCAGUAUCGCAUUAACAUUACCAGUCAGUAAUUUGUAAUUCCAUAACAUGGAAGUUCCAUGCUGACCACGUAUUGCAAAACCUGUGAAGGUGCUAUAAACUCAGUUUUGCUUAUAAAUGAGCAACAUGGAUAACAAGUUAAAUACAUCAACUUAUUCCUUCAAUGCAAGUCUCUGUGUAACUUCUUGCUGGACAAAUGAGAGCAAGUCUGAAACAUUUGUAGUUCUGAAUGAAAAGACUUUUUGUUAAUUCCCAAACACUUGUGUCAAAAAUAGCUGAAUUAUCAUUCAGCUAAAUGGAACAUCCGUGGCUACAAGGACAGGAUGUUUCAGAACUGAAUAAUGUCAAAGUAUACAGCUGAAAAUGAGAAUCAAUCUGCAUUUACUGUAUGAAUAAGUAAAGGGACUUGACUGAGGCCCACAGGUUGUGAAAUACAGGUUGUGUAACUUUUAACAAAUUCCUGCCAGAUUUCUGGGAGAGGUGGUGGGCCAGAGGUGAGAGCUGUGUAUUUACCCAUUUCUGUUGGAUAAGGCAUUAAAGACACGCUGUGUGUGUGUGUGUGUGUGUGUGUGUGUGUGUGUGUGUGUGUGUGUGUGUGUGUGUGUGUGUGUGUGUGUGUGUGUGUGUGUGUUGUGUCACAUUAUCCCCCUCACAUCCAGGUCAUGAACACUUCAGCAAAGAUAAUGAUAAACUCGAAUGAAGUGACAAAACGUUAGGAAGAGCCAACAGGUCCUGUCAAUGUUCCACAAGAAACCUGACUUUAGAACGUUUCAGCAUGCUUUAGCUUUUUAAAAAAAGUUCCACACUCUCUAAUGGUGCCUUUGCAAAGUAAGGGAACAGGUGAUGAAUGUAAUGGAUAGAUUAUGGGAGACAGAAAAACCUGAAAUUAAAUUGACAUUAUGAGAUAAGGAGAUAACAUUUCUGGUUAGCACUGAAUGGGCUAUUUUGCGUAUUGUUCCAAUGAGUGGCCUAAUGGUGUGCAAUAAAUCUGUGUUGUACCAAGUCAUGAACAAAAAAAGAAGACAUUCUGGGAAGUGUGUGAGAUCUUUAUUUAGUUGUUGCAGUUAAAGAAGACAGAAGAUAAAGAGGUUUGACAAAAUUGUUGUGAUUUAACAAUGAGAAGUUGGUGUUUAUAUUACCACCUCCGUGCCUUUACAUGCCUCAGCUCAGACAUGAUCCCAAUCUAAACUUGUACCGCCCGAAUGCUAUCAUUACACUGAAUUUCGACUACCUUACACCCUGAUGGAGGAAUGUCAAUGUACAGGAGGAUUGUGCCAAAUUUUGAUCUUCGCAAUCAGAAUGAAUGUAUACUGUUUGAGUGAUUUUCAAUAGUAUCUACAAACCAUGCUGUGCUAUUAUACAUGAACAGUAACUUUUCAAGUUGCUCUACAGAAGCAGUGCUAGGAUAAGGCCUAAUCAGUAUUUUACAUCUAUAUAAUGCAAACAAUGCACUUGCUCUUGCCCUUUCUGUCUAAUAACAUGAACACACCUACAACUGCUAUGUGUCAUUAUUGUUAUGUGAGUCUACAAGACAGUCCAAGGCUCGUUAUGUACUGUAUGUUGCCUUUUUUUUUUUUGUCGCCUUCUUUUUUUGAACAUAUGAAAUGGUGAUGUGAGUUACAUGUGGCUAACACUCGCUGUCCUUAUGUUUUCAUAGACAAUGUCACUUGCUUGCAGAGUUUGCCCUGUGCGCAAAUCAUUUAACAAGUGUCAGUAAGAUCCAUGUACCGUCUCAAUCACAAAUUGCUUUGAAGUGUUUUCUGUUUUUCUUUAUAAAAAAGAACAAAAAAACAAAAAAGACAAAAAAAAAACAGCCUUGCUUCGGUUCUUAAGGGAUAUUUGUUUGUUUUAGUUUCAGUAAAUACAAACGGCCAUUCCCAUUUGCACAUGAAAUUAAUGAAGAUGUAUUUAUACAUUUAUGAUAAUUUAAUAGGGAUGCCAAAACCGACCACCGAAGCCUAGAACGUAUAAAUGGUAUUUAACAGCAUUGAUGAGUUAAGAGCAUUUACAACAUGUAGUUAGCAUUCUAGUGUUGUUUGUGAAGGAUUAUUUGUGGACUUUUAUUUUCUAUUUGUGUAAUGUACAAUGUAUCAGCGUAUAGGAUUUUUGUCAUACAAGGCUAUUGCGUGCACUCUAUGCAAUAGAAUUUGGGUAUAAAUGCACUCUUUUUGAUUGAAAAUGUUUGUCUGCUUAUACAAAAUCUACAGUACUUGAUUGUAUUGAUACCACAUCAAUAAAAAACUUUCUUGUA